UUUUUAGCGUCACCGGGCAAAUUGAAGAAUCGCCUUAUCCACAAAGCUUGAAAUGCAACGUGAAAAGAGUGUCAAAGCUAAAGAAGUGAUUGAAUCACUUUGUAAACUUCUAUUUUCACUAGGCUUGGAGUGUGUACCUAGUGCAGAAACGUUCAGACGGGCCAAGUUCAACAAAGGAGAGGAUGUGGUGAGUUAGGAAAUUAGCUAGCUGGUUCUGGUUCAUCGCACGACGACAACAACGAGUUGUCUGUGCGCUGUUUAGUGAAUGAAUUCAAUAUACUUUUGUAACUCGCCGAAGUACAGAUGUUGCUAGUGCUGGUAAAAAUGUCUCUGUCUGUGCAGGCUGUCAUUUCAUAAUAAUACAAAAUAAACGACUUUUGAGCUCUCCGCCAAACUCUGGUCCACGCGUCGGUUAUUGGGGCUGCAUUUGAAUACGACGCAUGUGCUUGGACCAGAGCUAUAUUAUAUGAACGACACACACUGUCCCUAAUUAUAAGGCUACUUUGACAGGUGGACGAAGGUGACCGUAGCCUUGCUAUAUGACUGGAGGGAUAUUUGUUUAUCUACCUUAGUCAUCAGGUGGUUGCUUACCUUGGAAUCGGUAUUUCAGGUGGUGGAGUUCUGGAAGCUCCUUCAUAGUGUUCUUCUGAAAGCACUGCUACUGGAAUGUUCUUGCACAACACUUUCAGACUUGGGUAAGUGUAAUUGUUUAUGGAGGAGUGCAUGUGCUGUAUGAGUAGUGUCAAUUUGAGCUAUUAUGUCAAUUUUAUACUCUGUCUUCAAUGUAUCAUUGUGAUUGUGUCUUUGCAGACAGCCAUGUGAGAGAGGCACUCUGGCAGUGUGGUUACGGUGCUAGCUGGAUUGUUGUGACGACUGCCAGGCUCAGUCCCAGGAGUGAAGUUGGGAGCCGAGAGCUGCUGGUGGCGUUUGGGUGGGUGCUGUCUUCAGGGAGCCUGCUGGAGGCCCUGCUGAGAGCAAGAUCCCUGGAGCUGGAUAUCCUCUCACUCCCACCCACGGUGAGGUUCUUAUACAAGUCUUAUAAGUCUUAUAACAAAAUAUAUUUUUAUGUCUGAAUAAAAUCCACUCAUAUUUGAAGGAGCAGUCCCAUAUCUGUCCAGCAGGUGGCAGUGUUGCUCUGCUGAUGAUGAGCAUCUGACUCAGAACUAGAACUAGAAAUAUAUGUCUGUAAGUGGAAGGAGAUGAGAGAACAAAAAACAUUUUCCCCCUUUCGCAUAAAUAAAUAAUCAGUUGUCUCUUACGUUCUGGUAUUAAACACUUAAACCCCACCAAUCACCCUCGUCUGAAAAUCAUUCUAAAUUCCAUGAAUAUUUAAAGAGAAAAAACAUGCCAUGUAAUUACCCUAUGAUCCCUCUACUUUGAAGAUGUUGAGAUGGAUCUGUCUUUUGGAGUGCUCUCCAGACAAACCUUUCCUCUCUAGACUCAAGCCUUUGGUCGUGAUUGUCAGAGGGAGAGGUAAAGGCACUCCUCUCCUCUUUAUCUCAGGUCUCACUGAGUAGCCCCAGAGAGGGAGGCUCCCUUGGGGCUGUGGAUGGCCAAGGAGGCCUGAAGGAAGACAGGCUCCUCAGGAGACUCCAAUGGCAGUACGGGAAACUCAGGUUCCAGUGGCGGAGCUUGCUCUCCAUUCAAGAGGAAAGAGCUAGACUCCUUCACCAGGCAAGUCAUUCAACCUGGACCAUAAUAAUACAUCACAUUUUUAUAACACUUUUCUAAAACCCAAAGCCGCUUUACAAUAAUGCAACCAAUGGAGCGUGAACAUCAUUCUCAUCAUACUGGUUUGUUCCAAUGUCUCUCAAUCUGUGUGUUCUGGUGAAAUGGAUAACCACCAUAGCCUCUGCCUCCUAUUUUCUUAGGUCCUUUCCUCCAGCACCACACCCUCCACGUCCACCUCCCAGCCCUCUUCUUCUGACGCCCGUCACAGCAUGUGCUCAACUGCCAUGAAAAAGGUGACUGAUCAUCCUGCCCCCAUCUUGUCCAACACCACUACCGUCACCAGACACAGGCAAACUACAAACCACAGAUCACAGAUGAGGAAGGGGAUGCAUUGUAUACCUAUUUACUCUUUGUAAAGAGUUCUGGCAAACAUUGCUGAUGAGAUAAAAGGAUAUCCUUCCUCCACUGUAAACUCUCCACACUUUAGAUGUCAGAUAACAGGCAAGAAAUCCGAGUUGGUUGAGGAACAAAAGCCUUUUCCUUAAAGUGAGAGAUCUUUUAAGCAGCAGGGUUUAAGGGAUACAUCCUCCCCAUGUAACAGGUGUUUCUAAAGGUUUGUUGCAGUGGGAGUCAGUACUAGGAAGGGCAGGAGGAGAGAAAGUGAGAGACAAGGAGAAAUAUGUAUUUUUGAGUGCUUGUUUUCUGAAAGGGAGGGAAACCAAAAUCUAGACACGACCAAAGAGUCUGUGCCUCCCUGAGUGUGUUUUGACCCUAUAAGUAGUGAAGGCCCUGGUGCAGCCCUCCUGGGAGAGAUGUGAGUGAUGUGCAGAGACGGAGCCAGAGAGAGAGAGAGAGAGAUCUUACCUCCUUUGUUUCUCUAAUAGCUGGAAAGCUCCACAGGGAGGAUCAUCCUGUACCCUUACUUAGCCCUUGACCGACACAGUACUUUGUACCAAUGCCAGCCAGGGAGCACUGGUGUCCUCUGUAGCUCAGUUGGUAGUAGUGUUGUCACGAUAACAGAAUUUUGACUUCGAUACCAGGUUUAGUAUCACAAUACUCGAUACCAUCACGAUAAUCGAUACCACACAAAAAAAGGUGGAUUAGCCAAAGUCACAGAAUGGCAAUUGAUCCAGACAGAUAAACUCAGCUACUGCUCUCUUCAGUCGUUGGGUGUCUUUUGAGUUCAAUAUCAUUACAUUUGAAGAAAAAGAGACAUUCAUUGAAUCAAUUAUACAAUCAUACAUUCAAUUUGACUUUGUUUUUUACCAAUCUAACUACAAAACAACAUAAUGGUAAUCAUUUAUUUCGUCCGGGUCAGGGGAGGGUAUGGCCGGCCUGGAUUUCCUUGUGCCAUCGUGCUGUAGCGAUUCCUUGUGGCGGGCCGUGCGCCUGCAAGCUGACUUCGGUCGCCAGUUGUACAGUGUUUCCUCCGACACAUUGGUGCGGGUGGCUUCCGGGUUAAGCGAGCAGUGUGUCAAGAAGCAGUGCGGCUUGGCAGGGUCUUGUUUUGGAGGACGCAUGGCUCUCGACCUUCGCCUCUCCGUACGGGAGUUGCAGCGAUUGGACAACUACCAAUUGGAUAUCACGAAAUUGAGGAGAAAAAGGGGUAAAAGUACAAAAAUAAAUACAAAAUACCUGGGUAAAUCAAGAUUUAGCCUAGGUCUAUUCAUAAUACAGGUAAUGCAAAGUAUUCAAUAGUGUGUGCAUGCAUUGAGUUAUUGAGCUUGUUUUAGCUGAUUUCAUGGGGCUACAGAUGACAAACAAUCCCUUCCAUUUAGGACUUAUUUUAUUGGCAACUGCUAGGAGAACAUUUUAUUUUAUUGUACUGAUCAACAACAUUUGCAUAGAAGAAGCAAUCUCUUAUUUAAUGAAAGUGUGCAUAGUCUCUUUAAGAAAGUAAUGACGUCAUUUGCAAGGCAGAAUGUGGCUGUGGAAUCUGACUUUGGCUAUGGAAUCUAGUGGAAACCAGACGGGAGGCGAGGGAGAUGAAGUGAAUGAGUUUUUGGUGGUGAGGGAGACGGAAGUGAAUUAAUAACAUUUUCGGUGAAAAUCAGCUUUGAAAUCCGCAUAUUAUGGUCACAAACAAAGUACUAGGGUAGUGAAUUCAGCUGUCGUCCAAGGUAGGGGAGGGUUUGGCCGGCAGGGAUGUGGGUUUGUAUGAAAAAAUAAAAGAAUAAUACAUGUAUGCAUUCACUAACUGUAAGUUGCUCUGAAAAAGAGCGUCUGCUAAAUGACUACAAUGUCAAUGUAAAUGUAGCCUAAGCUAACAAGGAAAGUUAGCCUACAAUUAAAGCUGGAAGCUACCGCUAUCGUCUUGCAUUGUAAGUGUUCUAGCCUGUAUGGACAUUGUUCUGCAAACAGUAAUGAACAGUUUCAGUAUUUCUACAUACCUUGUUGCAUUAUUCAAGCAUGUUAACCUCUGUGCAUCAUGAGUGGGGAGGUAAUGCAGCCCAGACAACUCUAGUAAUGAUUGAGGAAGAGGAGCAGGUACUUUGCUCUUCACACUAUAAAAGGGCUGCACUGAUCGACACACUUGAUCCUCUCAAUCACGUGAGACACAUUUGACAGAAGUACCAAACAUAACAAAAAUUAUAGUACCGAACCAUGUUUUUGUAUCGAAAAAUUACAGAGGUUUUGGUAUACCGUGUAACACUAGUUGGUAGAGUAUGGCGCAUGCAACGCCAGGGUAGUGGGUUCGAUUCCCGGAACCACCCGUUCUUAAAAUGUGUGUACACAUGACUGUAAGUCGCUUUGGAUAAAAGCGUCUGCUAAAUGGCAUAUAUUAUUAUAAUAUUAGCAACACAUCAAGAACACACAGGGGAGAGUCAGUAACUACCUGCACCUGGGGAGAUGGAGUAACACUCAGGGAAACAUGCCUGGCAGAAACUAAAGUAGGCCAUAGAGCUCAGCUCAGUAGCAGAUUAAAUCAAAUAAACAUGCAGAUGUUUUGAAGAAAAGACAAGACAGGUAACAUUGUUAAACCAAUCAGGGUUUUUGAGAGCAUUAAUUAUGAGCUGAAUGUCUCCUGUCUGUGUGUGUUGCACAGUGAGUGAGGCAGGCUGGGUUAAAGGAAUGUCCCCCGUCUGUCUGUGUGUUGCAGGAGGUGGAGGGUCUACAGGCUCUCAGUCAGCUGUUGGAGGCCUACCUGGAGUGGAAGAGACAGGAGCCACUCUUCUGGUGCUGGAUGGUAGUGGUAGAGCUUCUUCUCUCUCCUCAGUGCCUUAGCACUGCUUUUAACCAGUCCUUUAAUAUGUUCUGUCUACUCUACACAUUGUACUUGACUAGGUUUUGCAUGUCAUUUAGUUUUUUUAAAGGAAAACCAACAUUAUUAUUAAGCAACUAAUAGCCUCCUUCUAAUCUGCUCUUUCCCGGUAGUACCUUUGAAAAGUUUCAAGGUAGUCUGCGUCUACCUGUAUCCUCUUCCUCCCACUCCUUAACUACCUCUGCAGUGUCUGACAGAAUGAUUCACUACUGUUCUGAGGUCUAAUCUCUGAAGUCUGUCUGACUUAUUCAGAUUGACAUGAAGUUAUAAAGAGAGGCUCCAUGGAGAGGAGAUGUUUUUGGCAAUAGUCACUCUACUCUGCUUCCCUCUUUGCAUUCAGAUCACAGAGAUGUGGAUUUGAGGAUUGUGAUAGUUCAAAAUGAAGUGCAGUUUCAUUAGAAAUACAUGUAUCAGAAGUCCUUUGAGUGUUUUCCCUAAAGUAAAACAAAAACCGCUUCCUUUCAUGGUGUUUCUAUCAGUAUGUUUGAAACCCACAGUCGGACUCCUAGGGUUUUCAGCUAAAGUGCAGUCGAUUACAGUAAUGUGAAAAUAAUUUAAGCUAGUACUUUAAUCCACCUCAAAGCCAUUCCAUUUUAAAUAAAAAAAUAAAGCCUUUGUUACCUUUGGUGAGAAAUGUAAUACGUCCCAAUUGUUAACUCGCUAGUGUUGCUGUUCACUGUCUUAUCGCUUGAAAAUAGGUUAAAACAUUUUUUUUUUGCAUAUCUGGGAAUAACUUUCAAGAUUUUAUAUAGAUCAAAUGUGAAUUAAUGAUCAGUUUCAGAAUUUACUAAUUUCAAGCUCUACUGGAGACCUAUAGGAGGAAUAAUAAACUGGUUACGAACAUAAAUAUUUUAGCAUCAUAGCAGUGGUAUAUUUUAUCUGACAUGCAAAUGGCAGAAAUGCUGUUUCAGCCAAUCAGCAUACAGGACCCAUAGUACCCAGUUUAUAAUACACUGAACAACAUUUUUACUGUGUUACAGUUCAUAUAAGGAAAUCCGUUUUGGCUAAUCUAUGGAUUUCAUAUGACUGGGAAUUAGGGCUGAACCCAUUUAGUUGACUGGUGGAUUGUUUGGUCGGUAGGCUGUUGGUCGACUGAGAUUUCUUUAGUCCAGCAGUAGCAAAAAAAUUAUAAUGGUGUACAAGACACCUGUCUGAUUGGCUCCUGUCAGAGUGGACUGAUCCAUUGUGGAGGCCACAGGGAUGGCACAGUCCAUCACUCUAAGACAUGUGAUACUGAAAUUGUAAAUGGUUAUAUUAUGGAAGAACAAUGGUGCAACAAAUUAUUUUAUAACAAAUGCGCUUUCUCCCUCGCUGGAUAGUGGUCGCUGUCCACGGUUCUUAAACACAUCAGGGCGCUGUUGAAUUGGCGCCUUUUCCUAGACCAUGUUGCUAUGUGCAUAAUAGCAAAGUUAACCAGCAUAUUGGUGUUGAGAACAAUGGAGGCAGCAGCAAAAUGAGGAGAUGAGAAAACAGCCCUUGCCUUAUUGUCUAAGAAAAGUGAGGAGAGAGGAAACCCCAACUUAAUUAGGUCUAUAAUCAAUAGCCUAACUGUUAAAUGUGCCUGGGUUUUUAAAUCAUCCAUAUAUAUCAACAUAAAUAAGACAGAUGCUGCUUCUGUUGCCUGUUUGAGUGUUUGUUUAAUAGCCUACUGAUUCCGUGAGCACCAAGCCUCACGCAACAAUUUCACAAAUCUGGCAGUUUUUAAUCUUUGCUGUGCUGUAGUAAAAGCUUUACACUUUUUUUUGUUAGAACAGCCUCACUGGUAUUAUUUAUAAUUGAUUUAGUGUUUACACUGUUCCAAAUAGUAGAAAAACUAUAUUUAUAAUAAUAACACUCCUUUUUCCUUGAUCUCCUUCUUAUUGUUGUUAUUAUUAUUAUUAUUAUUAUUAUUAUUAUAUGAUCAUCAUUAUAAUAAUAAGUAAUGUCAUUAUCAUUAGUAGUCUUAGUAUCACAGCCUUGUAAAACCAUCAUGGAGCUGUAUGCCCAAGAGUGCAUCCUGUUUAGUAUUGAUACCGUAACUUACUUAGGCCUAUAUUUCAAUACUUAUAUAGGCUACUGUAUCAAUCAAUUAUUCAUUCAUAUCAUCACACAGCAUACGAGUCAUUCAUGAUUUGAAAUGCAAUCAAGCAUUUUAGUUUUAAAAUAAAAUAACAAAGUGACCAUUGAAUAAUUAGUGUAAACAAUAAAUAGGCUUAAUUUGUUCAAUUUUCGGAAAUUACAUUCACAAAUAAAUGUGACAGUUUUUAGUCUUUACUGUAAUAAAGACUUUAGAAAAAAACUUUACAACUAGGGCUGACCCCAUUUAGUUGAUUGUUUGGUCGAUAGGCUGUUGGUUGACUGAGAUUUUUGUAAUUUUUUUAUGGUGCACAAGACACCUGUCUGAUUCUCGCCUGUCUCAGUCGACUAAUCCAUUGCGGAGGCCACGUGAAUGGCACAGUCCAUCACUCUAUUUUAUACUGAGAUUGUAAAUGGUUAUAUUAUGUAAGAAUAAUGGUGCAACACUAAUAAAUCUAAUAUUUUGCAUUCACCCUAUAGCCAGUGGGAUAACCACUUUACAAUUAUCCUAUUUUUUUUUUUUUUUUUGGGGGGGGUGGAGGGGUAGAAGGAUUACUUUAUCCUAUCCCAGGUGUUCCUUAAAGAGGUGGGGUUUCAAAUGUCUCCGGAAGGUGGUGAGUGACUCUGCUGUCCUGGCGUCGUGAGGGAGCUUGUUCCACCAUUGGGGUGCCAGAGCAGCGAACAGUUUUGACUGGGCUGAGCGGGAACUAUGCUUGCGCAGAGGAAGGGGAGCCAGCAGGCCAGAGGUGGAUGAACGCAAUGCCCUCGUUUGGGUGUAGGGACUGAUCAGAGCCUGAAGGUACGGAGGUGCCGUUCCCCUCACUGCUCCAUAGGCAAGCACCAUGGUCUUGUAACGGAUGCGAGCUUCAACUGGAAGCCAGUGGAGUGUGCGGAGGAGGGGGGUGACGUGAGAGAACUUGGGAAGGUUGAACACCAGACGGGCUGCGGCAUUCUGGAUGAGUUGUAGGGGUUUAAUGGCACAGGCAGGGAGCCCAGCCAACAGCGAGUUGCAGUAAUCCAGACGGGAGAUGACAAGUGCCUGGAUUAGGACCUGUGCCGCUUCCUGUGUAAGGCAGGGUCGUACUCUCCGAAUGUUGUAGAGCAUGAACCUGCAGGAUCGGGUCACCGCCUUGAUGUUAGCGGAGAACGACAGGGUGUUGUCCAGGGUCACGCCAAGGCUCUUCGCACUCUGGGAGGAGGACACAACGGAGUUGUCAACCGUGAUGGCGAGAUCAUGGAACGCGCAGUCCUUCCCCGGGAGGAAGAGCAGCUCCGUCUUGCCAGGGUUCAGCUUGAGGUGGUGAUCCGUCAUCCAUACUGAUAUGUCGGCCAGACAUGCAGAGAUGCGAUUCGCCACCUGGUUAUCAGAAGGGGGAAAGGAGAAGAUUAGUUGUGUAUCGUCAGCGUAGCAAUGAUAGGACAGGCCAUGUGAGGAUAUGACAGAGCCAAGUGACUUGGUGUAUAGGGAGAAAAGGAGAGGGCCUAGAACUGAGCCCUGGGGGACACCAGUGGUGAGAGCACGUGGUGCGGAGACAGCUUCUCGCCACGCCACUUGGUAGGGGUGACCGGUCAGGUAGGACGCAAUCCAGGAGUGAGCCGCGCCGGAGAUGCCCAGCUCGGAGAGGGUGGAGAGGAGGAUCUGAUGGUUCACUGUAUCAAAGGCAGCAGACGGGUCUAGAAGGACAAGAGCAGAGGACUAAAAUAACAAAUGCGCUUUCGCCCGCGUUGGAUAUGGUCACUGUCUGCCGUUCUGAAACAUAAUCUUCAGUGCGCCGUAGAAUUGGCACCUUUCCCUAUGUUGCUAUGUGCAUAAUAGCUAAAUGAACCAGUAUAUUGGGAUUGAGAACAAUGUGGCGGAGGCAGCAGCAGCAGAGACGAGGAAACAUCCCUUGCCUUAAACCCUAUUCGGAUGUGAUUUGUUUUACUGGGAGAGUCGGGUAAUGUAAUUAUGUGCACAAGCACAAAACACCACUUCUGUCAUUUUAGUCAGGUCCGAAUCUGCCGUGUCAGUUAUUUAUACAUGACAGGAGAGUAACAAUUCCAACUAGAGUAACCUACUGUUUUUUGGUGAACUUCAAGGUCCUCUGAUAAUACUAGUACUGUGCGAAUCAACAUCCCUGUGUUUUGAGAGAAAUGUCUGCGUUUGGCAGGUGUUGCUCACAGUUUGAGUAAGAAAAAACCAACUGAUUCGAUAAAUUGAAGGAAGUGCUGCGCAUAAACUAUAUAUGAAGGGCCUACAUGUAUCAACUUUCAGUGAAUGCUUUUUAAAAUAUGUUUUGUGCUUAUGAAUUGAAUAUUGCCAAAUGCAUCAGUAAAGAAUAUUGCGCUGUUAAUAGAUCGCAAAGCAGCAUACAACUGACCUAAAUGUUUGGAAAUUAUGAGUUAACUUUCUCAUCCAUAGCCUUAAAACGCAUCUCAAGUGCAAUUGCACUGUUUAGCUCACAUCUGAAGGCUGGGGGGAUAUUUAGGAGGUCUACUGGGGAUCGCUAAAAUAUCCUAAUGAUUAUGAUCACACUUCCUCAAUUCAAAUAUUAUGGUGACACUUUACCAAAGAUGGUUUAGAAACUUGGGAUCCAAGCUUGAGUUAUCAGUGUAGCCAUGUUAUCGCCUAGAAAAAAACCUCCAGGCUUCCGUCAUAACUGUCAAUUUAUUGGAAAAAAAUUAAGAAUUACAGGGGGCAGUUUGGAAAAAACGAAUCCCGUUUGAAUCGUCCUCUGGAAUAGUGGACAUUCCGAGGUAAUAAUUACAUAACCAAUGUUCUCUAGUAAUACUAGUCCCAUGUCAAUAGGGCUUAGCCUAAUUGUCUAAGAAAAUUGAGGAGAGGGCAAACCCCAACUUAAUUAGUUCUAUAAUCAAUAGCCUAACUGUUAAAUGUGCCUGGCUUUAUAAAUCAUCCAUAUAUAUCAACAUAAAUAAGACAGGUCUUGCUUCUGUUGCCUGUUCGAGUGUUUGUUUAAUAGCCUACUGAUUCCGUGAGCACCAAGCCUCACGCAACAGCAAUGUCGGAUAAAGCAAUUUCACAGAUUCUGCUGUUUUUAAUCUUUUCUAUGCUGUAAUAAAGGCUUCACAAUUUGUUUUCGUUAGAACAGACUGGUAAUACUUAUAAUGUAUUUAGUGUUGUUUACACUGUUCCAAACAGGCAGAAAAAUUAUUGUAAUCUAACAGCACCUGUUUGUCACACAUAGUAUGCACACAGCUCUCGCUCCUAUACCCUACUCUCUCUAGAUCUCCUUCUUAUUGUUAUUAUUACAGUUAUUAUUAUGAUCAUCAUUAUAAUAAUAAGUAAUGUCAUUAUCAUUAGUAGGACUUUGUAGAGUAGUCUUGUAUAACCACCAUCGAGCUGUAGGCCUAAGAGCACAUCCUGUUUAGUCUUAAUACCGUAACUUACUUAGGCCUAUAAUUUAAUAUAUAGGCUACUGUAUCAAUCAAUCAUUCAUUCGUUCAUGCACAGCAUUGAACAUUCAUGCUUUGAAAUGCAAUCAAACAUUUUAGUUUUAAAUUAAAUAACAAAAGGAGCUUUGAAGGUCCCCUGUAGCUCAGUUGGUAGAGCAUGGUGCUUGCAACGCCAGGGUUGUGGGUUCGUUUCCCACGGGGGGCCAGUAUGAAAAUGUAUGCACUCACUAACUGUAAGUCGCUCUGGAUAAGAGCGUCUGCUAAAUGACUAAAAUGUAAAAAAAUGAAUAAUUAGCCUAAACAAUAAAUAAACCGCAAUUCAGGAAUGCGUGCAACUGUUUUUAGUCUGCUGUAAUAAAGGCUUUAUAUAUAUUUUUGUUGUUGUUAGAACGGACUCUCUGAUACACUUAUUUAUUUUGUGUUGUUUACACUGUUCCAAAUGGUAAGAAAAAAUAAUAAUAUUGAAAAUCUAACAGCAACUGUUUGGCACACACUACUCACGCAGUGCUUGCUACUAUACCCUCCUUUUUCUUGAUCUCCAGUAGUUUCCACAACUAAGUCAAAUGUCUUCCACAAAUCUGACUUCCCCUUUCCCUCCUGAGCAAACCAGUAAACAUUUGCCCGUUUCUAGUUUCUUUUUCACGUCCUCCGCAUCGAUUUUGCUGUCGACAUUACUGUGUUCGGAGUUUGUUAUAACCAAUUUAUUGAUGUGAUUAUGAUAGGCUAUAGGUCAGGCCCUCUUGGUCGCAUGCAAUGCUUACAUGUUUCACGUAAAGAGAGCAAGGGUUGAGGGAAUAGGGAAUGUUUUUCCUAAACAAAUUAGGGAUAUCGGUAACAACUUUUCAUUCAGAAAUGGCUCUAAUUAUGUUGCAGGUUCAGCAACACGGACAGCCCUAUACACACUGAUGUUCUGUGGUGGUCGCUGCAGCAGGGAGGAGAGAGAGACAACGGGUGCUAGGCACACAGUCACUCGCUGUCAUUUUUCUUUUACACAGAGCAGCAAGUCUGAGCCAGGCGGCACAAUCAAAUCGGUUGCUUUCGGCUCCCUCUAGUCAUUUGUGUGUCUUAAUUAUUUAACCAAACAUUGUGCUUAAAGCAUCAGACAAGCUUAGUGCAUAUAGUUGAUUUAAUUAAAACACAGGAUGUGUAUGUAUGUAUGUAUGUGUGUAUAUAUAUAUAUAUAUAUCUAUCUAUAUCAAUAGAAAAAUGCACAUGUAAAAAAUGUCAACCAAUCGACUCCUGGUCUACCAAGAUUUUUUUGGGUCGGGGUCAGCCCUACUGAGAAUACAGAUAUGCAUCUGUUGGUCACAGAUACCUUAGAAAUAUAUAAAGUAGGGCGUGGAUCAGAAAACCAGUCAGUAUCUGGUGUGACCACAAUUUGCCUCAUGCAGGGCGCCACAUCUUCUUCGCAUAGAGUUGAUCAAGCUGUUGAUUGUGGCCUGUGGAACGUUGUCCCACUCCUCUUCAAUGGCUGUACGAAGUUGCUGGAUAUUGGCCCGAACUGGAACACGCUGUCGUACACGUCGAUCCAGAGCAUCCCAAACAUGCUCAAUGGGUGACAUGUCUGGUGAGUAUGCAAGCCGUGGAAGAACUGGGACAUUAUCAGCUUCCAGGAAUUGUGUACAGAUCCUUGCAACAUGGGGCCGUGCAUUAUCAUAUUGAAACAAGAGGUGAUGGCAGCAGAUGAAUGGCACAACAAUGGAUCUCAUCAUGGUAUUUCUGUGCAUUCAAAUUGCCAUCGGUAAAAUACAAUAGUGUUCAUUGUCCGUAGCUUAUGCUUGCCCAUACCAUAACCCCACCACCACCAUGGGGCACUCUGUUCACAACGUUGACAUCAGCAAACCGCUCGCACACACGACGCCGUAAACGCUGACAUCUGCCCAGUACUGUUGAAACUGGUAUUCAUCUGUGAAGAGCACACUUCUCCCGCGUGCCAGUGGCCGUCGAAGGUGAGCAUUUGCCCACUGAAGUCGGUGACGACGCCGAACUGCAGUCAGGUCAAGACCCUGGUGAGGACGACAAGCACGCAGAUGAGCUUCCCUGAGACGGUUUCUGAUAGUUUGUGCAGAAAUUCUUCAGUUGUGAAAAUCCACAGUUUCAUCAGCUGUCCGGGUGGCUGGUCUCAGAUGAUCCCGCAGGUGAAGAUGCCGGUUGUGUGAAAAAACGGCAUAUUUUAGAGUGGCCUUAUUGUCCCCAGCACCAGGUGCACCUGUGUAAUGAUCAUGCGGUUUAAUCAGCUUCUUGAUAUACUACACCUGUUAGGUAGAUGGAUUAUCUUGGCAAAGGAGAAAUGCUCAGUAACAGGGAUGGAAACAAAUUUGUGCACAACAUAUUUGAGAAAGAAGCUUUUUGUGCAUAUGUAACAUUUCUGGGAUCUUUUAUUUCAGCUCAUGAAACGUGGGACCAACACUUUACAUGUUGCGUUUAUAUUUUGUUCAGUGUAUGUGUUGAAUGUAUGGAGACUCCAGGACCUGGUCUAUGAUGUAUCAUUAUCUGUUGGAGGGUUAGUGUAGAGAGUCUGCCAUAAGCCUGUAUGGAGUUCAUUCAUCCUCACAGUCAUGGGAUGCGUCCCAAAUGGAACCCUAUUCCCUAUAUAGCAUACUACUUUUGACCAGGGCCCCAUAUGGUGCCAUUUGGGACGGCGCCUUGAGUAUGUCUGUUUCUGGACUCUGCCUGAGGGAGGCUGCUGCUGGGCUUUUGAUUAGCACUAGACCCACAUGGAUCAAUAUUGGACGAGAGCUGCAAUUACACAGGAAGUCUGAUCCUGACAAAAGCUCCUGAUUGCAGCAUAGAGUGAAAGGAGGAGCUCAGAGAAAAUCAAGGGUUUUGUUAUUAUUACACGCCAUUUCCUGGUUUGCCUAAUUUCAGUUUAUGUGACAAAACAAGCAAGUGUAGUGUAGAGAAUCAUUGUACCACCUAAACCGCUGUGAAAUAUAUUUUCCCUUAACAAAAAAUAUUGUAUUUUCAGCUGUUUGAAGCUGGUGUACAAUACCGAAACUUAAGAACGGGAAGCAUAGAAGUAGCGCACAUAGAACAGAUCUACCGUUUCUUAGACUUGCUUUCAAUGAGAAUGACAGCUCUAUAACAACAUUUCUAUGUGAAUUUGGUCGGGUCACCCAAAAGGUUACAUAUUGUAGCUUUCAUUUAAUAACAAAACUCUUGAGGCAUUACUCUCUUUUUCUCUCUUUCUCAACCCUCUCUUUCCUUCUCUCCUCUCUCCUUCCUCCCUUUCCCCCUCCCUCUCUCUGUAGGAUAGUGUGGUGGAUAGCCAGCUCUCAGACCUGAGAGAGGAGGACACUGUGGAGAACAUGUCACCUGUACACCAGGUUGUCAAUAGGUGCUUUCCCUACAGUUACAAGGACAAGGAGGGUCUGGAACGACUGGACAAUAUGCUGCUGAGGCUGCAGACAGGGCUGAAGGACACACACACAAGACAGGUAAGACACGCCCUCACACGGCAGGUGAGUACCAACUGGCAGGGAAUAGGCAUUUGGCUGGUUGGCUUUUUAUAAAUAGUCUGAAAUUCCAUCCUCUCCUCAUCUCCUGUCUUCACUGAUUGGAAAAGACCGGACAGGUGAAAACAAUAUGGUGGAAGCUCAUCAUUAGAUUGGCUUUCACCUCAUCAGUUCUUUCAGGUCAUUGGACUGAAGGAGGAGAGGAGAGGAUUUCUUUUUUUAGGACAUUUGAGAAAGAUAAUUUGUCAGAACAAAAAGAGGGAACUUCAAUGUUCUGGAGGACUUGCGUUAUGCAGUACAAGUGGGAGUGUGUCUGAUGGCAAUCUGUGCUCCUGUUCCUCUCUCUCUCGCUGGUUUUCUUUGGGAAAUCAUUUUCAGGAAUAAUUUUGUCAAUUGAAGUGUCUUAUGUAUUGAGCUCUUUCAUUUGGAAUAUGAAUGCCUAAAUCUGCGCUUUUGUGAGCAGCAUUACAUUUCAUUAUGCUAUAUUGCCUAUUUGCUUAUUGCUUCUCUCCAGACUCUAGGCUUGCAUAGCUUCCACUUUUAUUCAUAUCAUUACACUGAUACAGCUGGGAAUUAUUACCAACCCCACAAUCAGCACAUCUAGGUCACCUAAUAAUAUAGGCUACAUCAAUUAUUCUCUCUCGUUCAUUCUCUCUCUCUCGACACUAAUGUGUGAAGUGUCUGGUGCAAUAUCAAAAUGUCUGCCAAAUUCUCACCCGUUAUCGCUCAUGAAUGCACUCAUGCGUAAGCACAGGCACACGCAUCACACACUCCUUCCCCAUGAGAGUCAUCAGUGUUCAUGAAAUGCUGCCGGGGCCUAGCUGUCAUUUGUUUUAGAGAUAAAAACAUUUUAGUAAGAAGUAAUUGUCUCAGAUGAUAUACUGAAAGAGGCAGCGUUAUCCAGCAAUUAAUUUCACUUGACUGUUUGUCAAUGUUUCAUUUCUUCUUUCCCGACAGACCAGAAAAGCGCAGAGUGUUCUUAAAGACGUUGAGGAGUUGGAGGAGAUUGAGAGGAGAGUGGCUCUCAGGCUACAGGGCUUGGCUGAGCCCAAUACUUCAACCCCUACAUCUUUUUGCUGCAGUUACAGGCCAAGUCUCCAGGGGCCACAGCCACUUCCCAACCACCACCGGCAUCGUAGGCCAGGGUCUGUGCUCCUACAAGCCUGUGAUGGGGCAGUGCUGCCAGGAAGGGUGUCUGGGACAGGCACAGUGAGGGUCCAAGUACAGGCCUCCUCACUGAUCGUCGAGCUGCAGCAGAGAGAGGGCCUCCUGCUGGGGGAACUGGGGCAGAUGAGGCAGGCCAAGCGGGAACAGAUCCAGGAGAAGACAGCCAGCAGGCUGGAGGGGGUUGGAGCUGUCCUCAUCCCCCCUCUCCCUCUCAAAAGAUAAACACUAACAGGAUGCUACUUCAGGUGUGUGUGUGUGCAAG
Molecule: messenger RNA, 15265 nt
Organism: Coregonus sp. 'balchen'
Lineage: Eukaryota; Metazoa; Chordata; Actinopteri; Salmoniformes; Salmonidae
Source: the annotation of a GenBank genome assembly